AUAAUACGCGCAACUGCUAUGUUGGGCUGGUCAGGCGCUAGUUGGUUUCAUCUACUGAUAAUAAGUAUGCAGUCUGAUCUCUUCUUCAAAGAAGUACAGCAAUUGAAGCUCAUUUGUGCUUAUGUACAACUUAAGCCGAGUAGUUCUGCGGAAUUAUUGAAAUUGACGAAAAACAUUUUGAAGACUUUGGAAGUGAGAGAUACCCACAUGUCAGUGUACGAUAUGUUCUCGUUCAACACUGGUCUAGCGCUGAAGAUAGCAGCAUCUACCUUCGUGUACAUCACUGUUCAACUUCAGUUAGCCUUCCCGAAUUUAAAAGAAGUGCACAAAAUUGUGAACGUUACCCUACCCCCAGCUGAAUUUGAUUUUGAUCCGAGGAAGGUUAAAGAAUUUUGGUUCUUGUAGAUCAAGGUUUUAAGGUGGUAUUUUGUAUGUUAGUAAGCACCGAGUUUUCUAGGAA
Molecule: messenger RNA, 460 nt
Organism: Spodoptera frugiperda (fall armyworm)
Lineage: Eukaryota; Metazoa; Arthropoda; Insecta; Lepidoptera; Noctuidae
Exons: 2
Coding region: 19-405 (128 amino acids)
Source: RefSeq, a predicted model, not a curated record